Molecule: messenger RNA, 4037 nt
Organism: Cherax quadricarinatus
Lineage: Eukaryota; Metazoa; Arthropoda; Malacostraca; Decapoda; Parastacidae
Source: RefSeq, a predicted model, not a curated record
UUUAAAUCCUUUGACGAAAAUCUGUGAAAUACUUCCUGCCAUGCUGAGUCAAGCCAGUUGACGGUCACCAUUGCGUGAACCCAUGUCGCCAUAUAUGGCACCCCUGUUGCCCUCAAGGAACAUUAAGUUUCUAUAGAGUAAGCCAUACGUUGUCAGGCGAAGUGUUAUAUCGUCAGGUAAACCCCACGGUGCCAUAUACAGAAGUAAUAUGGACUCUUGAACAUGAUGUUGCUAGAGUGAAGAGUGAAUCCUUUGUUGACAUGGACAGAGUUGUAUAACCUCCAUUGAAAACUCCAUGUUACCAUAUGCAGUGUGUUUGUUCUUAUUUGAAACUCUAUAUACUGGAAAAUUUUCGGUAUGUUCUGUAAUUUAUUUCAGCAUUAUCAUGCAUAGUUUUGUAUGAUCUCGUGAUUGUCGUGCUAUGUUACCUUGUGUAAGCCUGAAGUGACUUCAAAAUACCAUACACAGAGUUGUAUGGCUUUUAAUGGAAACCUUUCUGCUACUGGCCUGUGAAACCACUGAAGCCUUCACCUAACCUACCAACCAUAACUGAGACUAUAUGUCUUUCAGUGAACCCUCAAUUUACCGUGCAGUGCUCUGAAUUGUAAGUUUUAAGUGAAUCCUGCAUGCAUGCAUUUACGUUGUACUAGUAUAAUUUAGAGAACUCAACGCCAUUAAUUGCACGACACGACUACAGUUAGCCCUAAACGAAAGACUACUGUAGUCGACACACUUGUAUGCCAUUUGUAAUAAACUCCUAUCAGUGAACUUACAAGAUCUUACAAACGUAGAGUACAUUUUAAAGUAACGCUAGACCAUGCACUAUUUUAGUAUUGAAUGAUUCUUGUGUUUGGAACAGUGAUACUUUUAUAUACAGUUGAGCUUAUGGUAUAAGCUCUGAUUUAUAGCGACACCGGCGAUGCAAUCUCGCUCGCUGCCAAAUAUUAGGUGAGAGGCAUUCAGAAUUUUCGCUGAUAUAUGGUUUGACGUCAGAAGUGCUUGAUUUACCAGUCUUAUGCUUACCGUGAACUCGUGUGGCAGAAAGUAUGGGAGACGAGAGAAACUGUGCCAAUAUGUUUUUUGGUUAGUUAUUUCUUUAAUUAUAUUCUAUGUGGGUGGGGGGACGAAACUUUAGAUUCAUAUCGAGUUUAGUACAUUUUUGCGAGUAUUUUUUUUUUUUUCAUAGCGAAUAUACAGAUCAUAAGACGAAGGCCAGUGUUGUCAUUCGGAUGAUCUGUACACUACAUAACAUGAGAUACAUAAGCGGUUAGAUUGUUUAUAAGCCACCAUGAUAGAAGUCGGCGUGCAAACAGUUACUGUUUAGUAGUUAGAUCAUUACAUAAAAGUCCCAAGAAGAUUAAGCAGCACAAUGCCACCAGUGAAGAAAUUGAAUACUUUGAGGGACAUGUCCAUGGAGAGGGUAUGGCGAUGGUUGUUCCAGUGUGUGAGAUGCCCAUUAGCGUCUGGAAAUCAUCGCAUCCCUCUGCGUAAGUACCUCCUCUCCUCACUAUGCCCGCUUCUCCGGCAGCGGCUGCUCACCCUCAUCUUCAAUGUGAAGAGAAGUAAACUCUUCAUAGACACGAAAUGCAAGUUGCUGCAGGUGUUGGGAGACGACACAACGCAUUAUGUCGACUUUACCCAAGGAGGCUCUGCAUUUAUCGAAGAGAUGAUGCACUUUUAUAACGCUCUAAAUGUUGCCUCUCUCUUUAAUCUCACUAGGUUGGGCGCAAUAUGUGACGUGAGGCACAAGACUGAUCAAAGGUAUAUAUCUACUAUUAAUAAAACCUUUUACUUAUCACUGGAAAAGAUGCGUAACUUGCGAUGGCUUACACUGGGUGGCAUAUGUGAUACAAUCGUCAUGAAAAUUUUGGGUACAAACUGUCGUCACCUGCAGCAUCUUGACAUUUCCGAUUCUCUGACGGUUAAUGACGAGGGUGUAGCAGCCUUGGUUCUGAGUAACUCUCAGGCCCUACAAGGGCUAAACCCUCAGGAAAUUGGUCGUCAAACACUACCACUCAAUCCCUGUUGCUCAACUCUCAGUUUUGUAUGUGUGAGCGGCACCCAAGUGGGUGGAAUAGGUGCGGCACUGCUUCUUCAUUGUCUCCCAGGCCUGACCUCCCUAGGGAGCUACCCUAUUACUUGCUCUCUCACUAGGGUCAUUGAGCUGCUUCAGCCGGAGGAAGGGUUGAGGCAGUUCAAGCUAAACAAAAUGUGGGAUGCAGAUAUCUUGCCACAUCAGGCCACUUUGUUAAGCAUAGCUUGCCCUGACGUAACUGCCAUUUUUACCCACGAAGCUUCAUUACCUUCACUGCAUUUCCUCUUCCCUUUUGAAUAUCUAUCUGUUGAUAUUGACUUCAAGUACAGUGUUAACUCUCUGUACAACUAUCUUGUAAUAAGAGGAGAGACACUAAAGCAACUUAUCCUCGUCGAUAGUAUAAAUUGUCCUCUCGACCUUACGUGGCUAGUAGAAUUGACUCCAAACUUGGAGCGUAUUGAAGCCACCCUGGAGGUCAAACAUAUGGCAGUCACACAAAAUUGGAAUGUCCUUAGCGUGGCGACAGUUACAGUUGAUUCCUCUAUUACCAUCAUAAACUUACUGACUCGCACUCCUAACCUGCGCUCUCUUGAACUAACCUUCCUUGAGAGUAUGGGCAAUGAGGAGACGUACAGGUGUAUCAACGACGAGCUGCUGCUCCGCAUCUUGACGGCUGGUGGCUUGAAAAAGGUAGAAAAGUUGAAGAUAAGUCAGUGCAUGAUCAGCACUUACGGCUUGGACUGUCUCCUACAGUACUGUCCUGACCUGCAGUACCUGGCUCCUCUCGUGUGCUGGCCAAAUAUUACACGUUAUGAAGUGGACAAACUGCUCGCCAAAACAGCUGAGAAUAACUGGUUGUUGAGAAUAGUGAUGCGCACAGACUGGGAGUAAACAGUAUCAGAUGUGGUGGGCUGGAUCAUUUGGUGGAGGUGGUGAGAGGAACAUGAACAUCAUUAAUGCUCAGUGGUGACGUGUACUUAGCUCUGUGAAGACCUGUUUGUGUGCUCUCUGUGAAUCUGAACCAGGAUGCCCUCUCUUGAGCAACUUUACCAGCAGCUGAGAGAAGAGCUCAGAGUUGCUAAGAUGGAGAUACGGCGAUUAACGGAGGAGAACAAGAGGAUUAGUAGUAAUCCUCCUGUUGUGAGUCCCCAGGUUAAGAGGGGAGCUUGGUCAGUGGCCGGGCAACAUGGAACCAAGCUGAAGAUCAAGAAAACGGUUGGGGAGGCAGAAACAACGAGAAACCAGAAGACUACCGUGGAAACUUCCAACCCAUUCUCGGUGCUACCUGACGAAUGUGAGUGUUCUACUGGGAAUGCCACAACGAGCACCAAAGAAGCAUUGGCAGAUGUGAGUAAGACAUCCCUAGAAACCCCAACGAAGACCAUCGAGAACGUCUUGACGAAUUCUACAAGUGGUGUAAUGCUACCUGGCGAAUGUGAGUCGACUACUCUGAGCAUCACGACGGACGACGCCAAGGAAGGUAAAAACGUUGUUGUUGGGGAUAGCCAGAUUAGGUACAUGGAUAGGGCAUUCUGCUUGAAGGAUAGGAGUAGGAGGCAGAGAGUGUGUUUUCCUGGGGCUGGGAUGAAGGAUAUUGUUAGCCGUCUGGAUGACAUCAUGAGAGGUAAUGGGAGCAAUCCUAUUAUCUGUCUCAGUGCUGGAGGCAACGAUGUUGGCAGACGUAGGAGUGAGGACCUGAUUAGCAGGUAUAGGUCAGCAAUAGAGAUAAUUAGGAGGAAGGGUGGGAAACCUGUCAUAUGUGGCAUUUUGCCAAGGAGAGAAGUUGGAAAUGAAUGGUUGUCCAGAGCAAUUGGUGUCAGUUGCUGCCUGGACAAAUACUGUAAGGAAAAUGCGGUAACAUUCAUUGACAACUGGGACCUCUUCUAUGGCAGAAAUGACAUGUAUGCCAGGGAUGGGGUUCACUUAUCUAGGUGUGGGGUGGGAGCACUGGCCAACGCAGUGGAGGGAGCUGUUAGGUCUUUAAACUAGGAAUAGUUAGUGG